UGCUCUAAAUCCAAGGUAGUAUUUUUUCAUUAAUAGUCCAGACUUUUUUGUAUACUUGUGACUAAACUACUCUCUAGACCUUGAGGGAAGGCGAGCAGUACUUAGAUCUGGCUCUGCCCCACCCUAAUUCUGACAUCAGCAAGCGUCACAAGUAGCUGCUCCUUGGAAUCACCAGAAACAGGGUGAAGAGGAAAGUCACCAGGAGACCAUUCCAAAAUCUACCAAAAUCUAACUUGGGUUUUCAGCAUCACAGUAGAUUGUCGAAGAGGAACACGGGUGACAGACCCUUCUAACAAAAAGAAAUAUCAAAUGAGGUGUUCUAUUUUACUAAAAAAUCAAGUUGGUAUGAGCUCAGUUAAAUACCCACUAUGACACGUACCUCACUUUUCUUAGACCCAGAGCAAUCACUGCUGCACUUGACAAGGCACUGGGCAGCACUGGACAUUUUUUUUCUGGCAGAGCAUUACAUGUGGUUAUAAGAUGGGCAUACCACCUUUUUGGGUUUUGGGGCAUCCAGAAUCGAGGACUUUGGAAUGAAGACAUCAGUCUAUUUCACAUAUAACAUAAAAAUGUCAAAGCAAUUUUAUUUCUUAAAAAAAGUGGGUGGAUUGGAAAAUAAUACAUUUUUGACAUUAUGGGACCUUCUAGAGUCCUGGACUUCUAAAAAUAACUGGAUGGCAACCUUAUUUAUAAUUUUUCUGGGAAUUAUCUUUGCGAUCAUACUCAUAAAGAUUUGUACAGCCUUUCAGAAGAAGCCUGCACUUCGUCCAGAAAAGGAUAAUACAGAUGCCCACAAGAAAGAAGACAGUUGCCUUAAAAGCAUGAAAUUUGAUAACUGGUCAAUUCAUUCAUCUUCAGAAGAAAGAGUUGAUGACUUUUCAGAAAGAACAAUUACUUCAUCACUUACAUCUGAAGGAAAUGAAGGUAACUUUGGAGACAGAGUUUCACUGCCAGAUGAACCAACACGGGCAAGUACCAGUGAAAGUAAAUAUCGCGUAAGUCACUUUAGUGAAAGUCGUGAGCCAUCUUCAGAUGGUACUAGCUCGUCUUUGUCACUGUUUCAUUCAGAAGUACAGGAAAUUUUUCCAAGGUGCAGAGGGUGUCCUGAAAACGAACAUGAAACAAUACAGUUUUCAUCUAAGAAAUUAUUUUCCAUAAUGAAAGCCAACGAAAAUAAAAAUUUGAUGUUUUCUUCUGACUUCAACUUUUCAAGAAUUUCUAGAAUCAUUAUAGAAAGUGAAGAUCUAGAUGUGGCACCAUGCCCUCCUGCCCACUUAUUUCUUUCUAGAGACCAAGUCAGACUUCUGGAAGAAAAUGUGAGAAAUCAAAUUCCUUUAAAAUCCAAAGCUACUUUAGAGAGUAAAACUACCUAUCUGUACUCAAGGUCUCAAGAGCCCUUGAUUCAGAAUCAACAUUCUGUUAGAAUGGACAUUUCUGCCGAAGCACAAGAUUCUUUUCCGGGACAAAGUGCUCUUCCAAAUCAAGAUUUUUCUGAAGCCCAAUUUACUAGUCAAGCCCAACAACUUGUUAACAACCAGGAAUCAAUCAAUAGCCAGCCUGAUAUCAAGGCCAGAUACAUUGCUCUGCCUCAAGAUUUGAUGAGGAAACCACUUUGCAGCAGCACACAGGACUCCUUCCAGACCCAAGAUAGGGACAGGAGCCAACAUUUGGUCCUAGUCCCACAUUCUGUUGAGACUCAAGAUUCAAUCAAGGACCUAGAGUCUGAUACAAAACAUUCAGAAGAGGCCCAAUAUUCUGUUUGGUUUGAAGAUUCAAACAAGAUUCAAUAUUCAAUCCCAGGGCAAAAUAAUAUUUUUAAUAAUGCCAGACAUCUAGUUUUAACUCUAAGCCCAAAUUCAGUUGCUGAAGUGAUGCCACAACUAAAGAGUGUAAAGACAAAGGGCCAGAAACAAAUUGCUAGCUCAAAAUUAAACCAGUAUCCUGCAUAUGGCUCAGUGCCUCUUUCACCUACCAUGACCAGGCAGAAAAACAGAAGAAAAACAUUACACAGUAAAAGUAAAUUUAGUCUCAAAGUUCCACCUCAAAAGUCAAAGAAAACACCAACUUCGCGGGUAUUUCAAAUCAUAGUAUGUCACACUUCAGAAUGUAACAAGUUAAGACACAGGUAUAAAACCAAGAAGAAAGAGUUACAUCAAAGAAAAGGUAUAUCAGGUAUAGCAUUGUGUCUUAUUUAUGCUUUCAAGCUUGUUCCUCCUUAUAUUAGGAAGUAUUCCAGGAAAAGACUAGCGAAAUUUAUGCCAGGUUUAACAGGAUGUAGACAUUUUCUGCUGAAGCAAAAUAAGUCACUGUAUGCAGAGAAAGUCAACUAUGCAGGGCCUGUUGAGAAAAGAGGAACCUCAGGGCCUACUAAAAACGAAAAGCAUCAUGGCAGAGACAAUAAAGAACUAAAAAACAUUUCACCAAAAAUUCCACCUCAGCUAGAAGAGUCUUUCAUGGUCAAUACUUAUAAACAAAAAGCACCUUGUUCUUCAUUAAUAGAAACAAACUGGAAGAAUAAAGAGUCUCUUAAAGACCCAAUUUUACAAGCAAAGGAAAUGGAUAUUGCAGAGUUUUGUGCCCCAAAUAGUGAAAAAACAUCUGACUUGCAUAUUGCAAAGCAUGAGACACCUUUAGAAGAAGCUAUAUCAGCAGCUUUGCAGAAAUUUGAUUCCUCUCCCAAAAUGGACUCGGACAGAAGAAAGAAAACAUGGGAGGACCUUAAAAGUACAGAGAAUUCACAUCUUCUACUUACAAGUGGAGAGAAGUUACCAACUAGUACGUCAGAAAUGCAAAGGUGCUUUCCAAAGGGAAAUACCCAAGAAAAAGAAGAUUUUCUUGAAAUUGUUCUGGAGUCUUCAGAUGUCAACUUGCUCAUUUCACUAGUAACCAAAAAGCAUAAAAGCAGUGAACAAUCAGCAGGUGUAGAAAUUCAAGAGAGUCCAGAAGGUGUAAUUGAGAAGGAAGAGAAACCAUUAAUAGUUAAUGUUACAGAAGAUGGUGACCUAAGUGAAAGUGAGGAACUCGAAUGCAACACUAGAAGCAGCAUAAAAAAUAGGCAAGAUGAAAGAAUAUCUGAUGCAUUUCACGAUGCCACUCACAGUGCCCUUUCUGAACCACCUCAUAUGGAAACACAGAGUGGAUUAAAAACCAAGACAGAUACAUCAAGAAUAGGGCUUAGUCAUUCAGCGGUAAAGCAAGACGAAUUACCAGAUGACAAGAAAACAUGGAGUGCAGAAUACAUUGAGAAGAGUUGUAUAUUUAAAAAACCACAGGAACAUGACAGAGAGGAAGAACAACAGGCUCUACAAGAAGCAGAUCCACAGCUAACACCAGGUUUCAGGUUCAGUCUACAACUAAAGCAGAAGCCCAAGUAUGUCAAAUUUGAAAUAGGACAGAGCUGUUCAGACAGUAGAACAACUCAUAAUGAAGAGCUAGAGGUACAACCACACACUCUUUCUACAGAAACGAUUGUGGGGACUGGUCCAUGCCCCACAAUGGAUCCAUUUCAAGUUGAGAAGGUGAAGCAAAGCACAGACGGACCUACAGGCAGGGAAAAUGCAGAUCCAGUGCAUCCUCUUACAGUGUCAGAGAGCUUGCCAGUUUUAACUGAAACAACAGAACAUGGUGUCGCAUUCUGUGGAAGCCCCGGAAAGCCCCUGGAUGAUCAAAUUGCAGAAGAAAAGGAAGACUUCAAAAGAGUUUUACCUGAAGUUGCCCUGGGGUCUUUCCAUAGGGGUAUGCUUCCUUUAUCAAAUGUGAAAAGGCAGAGAAUCAGAAAAAAAUUACCAGAAACCAAAAAUGUACUCUGUCUCAACUGUGUAAUUAUGAAAGUAAAGACACCACCAAUACAUCGUAGAAGAAGAUUGAGAGGUGAUUUCAAAAUCAUGAUUAAACAAAUACUGCAAGAUAAAACUGUGGCACAUAUGUUUCUGAAUGUUAUUGACCCUCACGUGUCUAUUUUGCCUCAUAUUAGAACACACAGCAGAUUAAAUGCAGAGAAUCACAGUCAUACCAAGGUAAAACAAGAGAUAUCAGAAGUUGAAAGAGAAGAAAAGUGUUCAGAUACCAUUACUAAAGGAAGUGACUCUGGAGACACAACAGAAGUAGCUAAAUUGCAAGAUGAAGUGAGUGGGGACAAAGAAGCUUCACCAGAAGCAGUCCUUGAGGAUUGCUGGAACCUCAGAUUGGAUGCAUAUCCAGAGAAAGAGCUUAAAACAAAGAAAGAAAUGCAACAACCAAUCACACUUGCAGAAAUCAUGAUGGAGUCUGUUUACUCGGCCAUAACAGAUCCAUUUCAUGCUGAGAAUAUGAAGAAAAGCCUGACCACACAAACAGAUUUAAGAUGCACUGCAGAUUCUGAGAUGCCUCCUCCAGCAUCAGAAAAAUCACUGAUUGGAGACCCUUUAACAACAAGAGAUAGUGAUGUUCCAGAUUAUGGAAGUGAUACAAGGGAAAUGGUUUAUUCUUUUGAAGAAACAAAGGCAGAAUUACCCAAAGAUUUACCAGAAAUUUUCCCAGAGACUUUUAAUUGCCACAUGCCUGUUUUACCUCAUUCUAAAGUGAAGAAAAAUAGAGUAAGAUUCUCACACCUAGAAAGUAGAGUGAAGUCCAAGUCUGUACACAUGAAGGCAUUGAAGCCAUCAAUUUCACAAAUAUGUAAUAUCACAGGUCAUAGAAAGAAACUGGAAUCUGACUUUAAGGCCAAGUUUGAAAAGGUCAACCAAGCUAAUGGGCUGGUUUAUGAAUUUCUAAACACCCUUUACUCUCCUGUGUACAGCAGGUUACAAGGAGAGACAAACAGCUUCUGCCAUGCUCAGGUAAAGCUCCAGGGACUAGCAGGUGAGGGGAGACCACAGUAUGUUGAUUUCUUUGAUAAGAGUAGUGCAUUCUGUGACAGAGAAGAAAAAGUACAAGAUGGGGAGGAAGAGGAGCAAAAAACGUUGCUAGUAACUGCUCCGAAGUAUAACCAGUACCUCUGGAUCAAUGGGUAUCAAGGGAAAGAGACCCACCUUGCUGAACCAGACCCAGCACUGGACCGUUUAACACAGGAACAAGAUAUACAGCACCGAACAUGCUUUACACAAACUGCUUUGCAGACUGGCCUCCAGAUGGGUCCUCGAGAAGCUAAGGAACUCCAGAAGAUCAACAAACCAGAAGAUGACAUAACAGCCCCUACGGGUCUGGAGAUUCCAGCUCCCAAGGCAGGGGAACAAGAUUUACCAGCUCCAGAGACUAGCCAAGGCCUCAUAUUCAAUAUAUAUCAGAAGAAGGAUCAUGACCUUGUCAAAUCAGAUGAGGAACUGAAACAACCAGGCAGUAUAAAUAUUCAGGUACAACCACAAACACAUUUUGCACAGAUUAUUUUAAGCUCUGCUUCAUGCCCUACAUUGGAUCAGUUUCAAAUUAGAAAGCUAGAGAGCUAUGCUAGGUUUCCACCUCCAAUGUCAGGAGAAGCAGAGAUUGAUGAACAAAUAUUUUCCGCAAGAGAAUGUGGUGUUCCAUCUGAUGCAAACCAUCAAAAGGAACAAGCUGAUGGUAUUGAAAAGAAAGAGACAGUGACUUUAGAUUUCUGCCUGGCUUCUUUAUCUAUAUCCAAAAGCAAGAGAAACUUCAAACAAUAUUCAGACAUGAAAACCUUAAUGAAGCCCAAAUGUGGAAUUUCAAAAGCAAAGAAACCAUCAAUUUCAAACAUGCUCAAUAUCAAGGGUGGUGCUAGCCCAAAUCAUAGAAAAGAAUUGGGAUAUAACUUAACAACCAAAAUGAAAGAGGUGGAUCAAGGUGAAAAAAUGGCAGAUGACAGGUACUCCCUCACGUCUGUUAUACCUGCCAUUAAUAGGUAUAGCAAGAGAGAAAGGGAUAAAAACAUGUUAGGAGAAAAAAGACUCAGUUCUAAACAAGUAAAGCGAGAGAUAUCACCACAUGAAGGUAAUAUUACUCCAGAUGACACCAAAGAAACCAAUCUUCAAGAUGAAGAGGAAGAAGAAGGUGAACAGGAGAUGUUGUUAAAGAUAAUUCCACAGUACAGCCAGCAUUUCAUCUUCUGUUCAGGCCAGAGGAAGGAGCUUGACCUUCACAAAUGGGGAAACAAAGGACGUGGGAAAAUUCUGUUUGUUACAGAACAAGACGUCCCACGACAAACACAGCUUCCAGAUCCAACCCAGGCAGAAGAGCCAAAGAGAAGCCAGCAGACACUAAAUGGCACGGUGUGGUCAGCGAAUGCAACCCUUCCCUUUCUAAAGUCACAGGAAUCACUAACUGGUCCAGUUUUAAUUGAUACAACGAAAUGUGAUGUCCCAAGUAAUGGGAGAUGUACGGGGGACCUGUACGAUCAUGGUAAACAGGAAAAGGCAGAGUUUAAAGAAGAGGUACAAGCAACUGUCCUAGAGCUAGAGAAAUCACCAAGUGAUGGGGAAGCAUGGGAGGCCAAUGUGACUGAUACACAAAGCAGAUCCAGCAACACAGGUAAAAUGAAUGUGCCACACAGAAAGGAAGAGGAAAAUAUCCCAGAAAUGUUAACAGAAUCAGUUCUGCACUAUAGUCAACACUUCCAUCUCAGUUCCCAUCAUAUGAAAAAUCUUGGCCCUUGCAAACCCAAAUCUAAACUGAAUAGUUCAGAAUGCAGAAGGACUUGGAAUUUGUCUUGUGCCAUGCAAAAUAUGAGGCAAGAAGAACACGUUAGAGAAACUGUUUUAGAGACUGUUUCUAGAAACAUGAUGAAUUUUAUUCGAGUACAGACAUUGAAGAAAUGUCUUCAUACUCAAGAGGGAAUACAAUAUAUGGUAGGUCUAAAGACCCCAUUUCCAAAAGCUAGAAAAUCAGAGACUGGUUCCAUACAAUGUGAUGGUCUCUGGGAUGGAAAUCCGAGGAGGAAAUGGGAUUGUCCUAUUUCCAAGAAAAAGACAUGGAAUCAAAGUGACUUAGUAAGAACUGUCUUAAAGCCUUUAGAUUUCUCCAGCCUUGAUUCAUCUGAACCCAAACGCCAGAGUUACACAUUAGAGGUUGCAGACAAGAAAAAUACAGUGAGUCCCAAGCAGGUAAUUCUGGAGGCAGAGAAACCAUCAAUUUUACAGGUGCUUAAUAGCACAAGGUGUCUUAUAGGAAUCCAUAGAAAAAAACCCCACAAAGUUAAGUACAAGAUAAGAGAGAGGCAAUGGAAUGAAAGUGUGAGAGAGACAUUACUCCUCACCACUGAGGGAGCUAAGAUUCCAACGCCCAAGCUAGUGAUUGAUCAACUCUCAUUCAAUACAGCAGCGAAGGACACUCUGUAUAAUGACAGAACACGUCACAAAAAUCUGGGUGGUCUUAUUACAGAGAAAAAGGCAGAGUCGGAGGAAAACUCAGCCACAACUCUCUUGGGGCCUUUAGAUUUAUUCACGCCUGUUUUAUCUGACUCUGAAAGCCAGAUAAACACAGUACAAGAGAAAAUCAUACUGAAUCCCAGAUGUUUAGCUCUGAAGAAAAAGGAGCCACUCAUUUCACAGAUACUUAAAAUCAACAGGCAGUUUGCCACAAAGCAGAGGACAAAACUUAGAUCCAAUUUAAAAACCAAAAUGAAAGCGAUUUGGCAAGGUAAAAAUGUGGCUGUUAUAUUUACAAAUGCCAUUUACUUCAUGUUGGAUACCUCUGACAUUAAAAGGCAAAGCAGAUUCAAAACAGAGAUAGACAGAAUAUCAAGGUUUAGUCCUGUACAACCAACACACAUGGAGUUGCCAGUUGAAAGCCGAGUGAUUUUACAAUCAGUUAAUGCCACAGUUCAUGCUGCUUUAAGCAUCAGUAAGGAACAGGAACAGGAACAGGAACAGGAGGUGGGCAUUGAGAGAGAGAAAACUGUGUUAAAUGCAGACCUAAAAUCUACAGAUGCUUCUAUGUCUAUUCCACCGCACAUAAAAAUGGAGCAGUCACCUAGUACCUGGGGUAACUAUGAAGAAUCUUCUGAAAAGAGAAAUGCCCUGAACAAAGCAAAAGUUACAGAGGAAGAAGAGUAUGAACAACAGGUUUUGUUUGGAACACCUCCACAAAAUACCCAGCCAUUUGAGUUUCUACAAACGAGACAGCAAGAACCAUGUGUCUCAGGAACCAUCCAGAAUUCUGCUUAUGCUUACAAUCCUAAAUAUCCUAAAAUCAUAAAACAGAAAGCUAAUGCAAAAGCAGCAGGUGUGAAAAACACUACGCAUACUGAACAGGUAAAAUCGAAGGCAAAGAAACCACUUGUUUCCCUGAUGUGUAACACAACAGGGUAUGGAACCCAAAGCAACGAAAAGGAAACAAGGUGUAACAUCAAGAAACAGAAGCCGGGGUUCCAGCAAGGUAAAGCUGAGGUAGAGUUCAUUCUGAAAACUAUUUGUGACUCUGGGUCUAGUCCACCUCAAAUUCAAGCAUUGAUGGAAGCAGAAAGGGAGAAAGGCAAGGCACAAAGGCUGAUACACAUUCCUCCAGAGCCAAAGCUGGAGAAAGCGCUAAACAGAAGACAAAUAGCAUUUUCACAGUCCAUUGCUAAGAGUGCUAAAUCAAGAAAUAUUAAACCACUGAAACAAUAUAUUAGAGAGCAAGAAGAAGAGUACCAAAUUGCUUCACCAGACGUUCUCCCACAAUGUAAAUACCGAUUCGUGAUGAGCCAGCCACUGAAGGAGCCUGAUGAUGUCAAAUUCACAGAUUUGAAAAGAGAAGUAUAUCCUGAUCGACAUUCACGAAAGAGGGAAACCAACUGCACUACGUUUGACAUCUCAAGAAUUAGAUUACACACAAAACACAAAUUCCUUAUCACACCAGGAGUAAAGGAGGGAGAUGAAGACAUGACCCAACAUCCAUUUCCAACUCCACAGUGGAGAGAAGUGUCCAAGAAAACGGACAUUUCCUUAAGUUCAAAAGGACAGAAUAUGUUUCUUCCAGAGUUGGAUGCUUCUCAACAGAAGACUUGCAAGGAGCAGAAACUGCUGAAACAAGGAAGUAUUUCAAGGACACACCUGGAGCAUACUUUGUAUCCCAUUAUGGAAACUCCUCAUUUGAAAAAUACAGUAAAGGUCUCUGAGGAAGGUAUGCACAUUGACAGAAAAAAUAUUUCACAUCUAUUGGGAAGAGAAGGAUUAAGAGAAACUGAUAUCUUACAAGGUUCAAAAGGACAGACAUUUCUUUGUACAAAUGUAGAGGCCCAGCGAUAUAUGUCUGCAGUGCAGAAAGGAGAAGUGAAACCAGAUCAUGCUCCUGAACGGAUUCUGGAUUCGUUAUCUUGCCCCAGUGAGGAGCCUCUUCAUGUAAAAGGGGCAAGAAAUGCAACAGGGCAAGAAAAUGUUAACAUCCCUAUCGUUUCAAAUGUAAAUCCAUGGAGAAAAGAGAAACCAAAGUUAAUGGAUAUUCUGUCAAAAUCGAAUGGACAGAAAAUAAAGUUUUCUAAAAAAUGGAGGGCAAAGCAACAAAAUAGUUCUAACCAGAAGGAAGAAAAUCUUCUGGAAUCAGUUUCCUCUUGCAUAUUGCAUCAACUCCAUAUUGGAAAGCGAAAGAAAGAAGUCUCAGCCAAAGGAAUCAGUCCAACAGUUUUGAGCCCAGUGGUAGAGAAAGCAUCAAACAAAGCAGAUAUUCCAGUGGAUCAACCUCCAUGCUCAGAAGGAAUUAAUUUGCAUAUUAGAGGAAGAAAAGAACAUCAACAAGAAAAUACAUGCAAGGCUCUUCCAACAUCUGUUUCUCAUUCUUUGAUGAAUAUACUUCAGAUUAAAUUGUUAAGGGUAACGAAAGCACUAAAGGAAGUCGAUAGUCCAACGUACCUCACUUCAAAUACAGAAGGAAUUGGCUUUCCUAUUGCAGGAAGAGAAGAGCAACCAGAACGUAUACAACAUAUUUGUCCAAAUCUUGCUUCUGACUCUUCGAGAGAUAUAUUUCAAAGUAAGAUGCUGUAUGAAAAGAAGGCAUCGGAAGAAGUAGUUAGCACAGUGGAUUACACUCCAAGUGCAGAAGGAAUUGGUUCGCUUAUUACAGGAAAGGGAGACCAGCAAGAGAAAAGUACUUAUGAGGCUCUUCCAAAGUGUGCAUCUCACUCCCAAGCAGGUCUACGUCAAACUGAUACCCCAGCGCAAGAAGUAAAACUAGAUGGCACAAAUAGGAUGAACUGUGAAUAUUCACCUCCACAGGCUAAGGAAGCAUUAAAAGGAAUGGGUGUUAUUGUUGGAUAUAUUCAAAAAAGUGAAGAAAGACAAAACUUACCCAGUAUAGAACAAAGCCAGCAGCACUUGCUGACUCCCUCUGAGAAUCUUCUGGAGCAUACGUCUUACCCUCAAAAUGAUCCCUGGUUGCUGCCACAUUUAACACCUCCAACAAAGGAAGCAUUAUCAGAAGUAGGUAGCGUGUCAAGCAGGACAAAAGGAUUAGACUUGAUUUCUAAAGAUCAACUAAAUACCGGAUGUGAGCAUGGCCUGGAAUGGACUGUACCCUCGAUUCCUCCAAGGCAAACAACAAAACAAAAUACAAGACCACCUUUAGAAUCAUUCACUAAAACUGUAAAAUAUCAGAAUGUCUCAUUGUCGAAAGGAGAGCAAUCACUGGAUGGGGCGCAGGUAAUUGAUUCAAUAUCAAAUGUUAGCUCCCCCAAGCUAAGAGUUAGAAAGAAUGUGCAAUUACAUAAAGUGUAUCAAAAAAAGGUGCAAAAAGAGGUAUGUCUACCUGGAUUAUUUUCACAUUCUCUUUCUAUCCAUAUGCCUCUUUUGCCUGAAAAUAAAAGACAGAAGAAUGACUUAAAGCAAGGAGUUAAGAAGGGCAUAAUACACCCCCAAAGAACUUUGGAGAAAUUGGUAUUUUCAAAUAUAUUUAAUACCACUGACGGUGGUAGCCCAGGCAAUAGAACAGAACUGCAGUGGAGCAUAAAAGAGAAAAUGGUAAAUAUAAAACAUAGAAAGGUCAAACCCGAUUUGGUUUUGACAAAUAUAUAUGAGUUCAUCCCUUCUUUACCUUACCUCAAAUUGAAUAAAAAGACAAUUGAUGAGAUUAUCUCAAAUAAUGUAAAAAGAAUAAGACAACUUAUAUCACAGAAAAAGGAGAAGGAAAGAAGAAAAGUCAAUAUGAAAGGAAUAAUGGAUCCCAACGUUAUCUUGAAAGCAAAGAAAUCAUCACUGUCACGUAUACUCAGUGAAAAGGAAUUGCCAGGGCUGUUGAACAUUAUAAAACAAGAGAGCAAUGUGCAGAUAGGUAAAGGUAAAUCAGGCGUGAAACUGACAAACCUGUUUACUUCCUUACCAUCUCUAUCACAUCCUAAUUUGAAUUCAAGAACAAAAGGGGGAAGAGAUAAGUCAGGAACACCAUGGAACUGCCUUCCACCACUAAACCUCCAGGCAUCAUCAAAUAUCAGGAAAACAUCAUUUGCCCAGUCAAUUAAUAGAGACAGUUUAAGCAACAUAAUAGAAUCAAAACAAUGUUUGCCCCAGAAAAAGAAGGAAGAUGGAGACAAUAUAGUAUAUAUGAAAGAUAUAAGGGGCUGCAGAUGUGCCCCUUUUAAAAGAAAGAAAAAACUUUUUACACAUACACUGCAUGGAAACGAACCACAGUGGAACAAUAAAGAACAAGAGAAAAUGAUGCAGGAAGAUAAGAGUGAUCUAGUUGUAGUUCAGAAUAAGCCCUGUGUUUCCAUUCUGUCUUCACCUCACCUGAAACGGGGUCCUGCAGUGAAACAAGAGGCAUACAUGCGAGGAGUGUCAGGGUUCUGCCUUCCACCAUUGACCCUCCAGGGAUUGUCAGAUGCAGUGAUAAUAUGUGGGGAGCCAACUGAUGAUAUUUUAAGCAGCAUAGAAAGAUCAAAAUGUAUGUCACAGGAGAAUGAAGAUAAAGUGGAAAUGGCUUUGGAAGAGAUAAGGAAUCCCAAAAGAAUAGCUUUGGAGGCGAACCAGUCUCCAAUUGCACGGGAAUUACAGUUGAACAUCAAAAAGAAAGAGGAAAAGAUGCAGGAAGAUAAAGAUGAACGAGUUGGGAUUCAGAGAAAAUCUUGUGUUUCCAUCUCUUCUCCGCCUUACUGUGAAGUGGACACAAGAAGGAAAGGAGAAGCAAUCAUGCUAAGAAAAACAAGAUCCUCUUUUCUACAACCAAAACUCCAGGAUUCAUCAGAUACAGGAAACAUAGCUCAUAAAAAGUCUGUUUAUGGUGAUAACUCAAACAAUGUAAAAAAAGCCAAAGAACAUAUAAUGCAGGAAGAAGAGGGAAGAGUAAAAAUGGCAAAAGUCCUACCUUUGGAGAAAAAGAAAUCACCAAGUUCACAGGAAAUCCAGUUGGACAUCAAAGAACAAAAGAAAAAGAUACAAAGAAUUCAGGGUGAACCAAGUGUGAUUUUGACAUGUACUUCCAUACCUGCUACUUCUUUUAAACUGGAUACAAGAAUAAAAGAGGAAGACUACAGAGCUGAAGUAACAAGGUACUCUCUUUCAGAACCAUCACAACAGAAAUCAUCAGAUGUAGUGACAAAAGAAAAUAAAGGGUUCAUCAAGGGUGAUGUCACAAGUGAUGUACAAGCAGCAAAUGAAUAUAUGCCCCAGAAAGGAGAGGAUAGAGGAAAAAUAGUAAAUAUGAAAUAUAUAAUGUACUCCAAAGAGACAACUUCUAAGGCAAAGGUAUUAGCACUUCCACAUGUACCCAAUACCCCUGGCAGGUGUAGCCCCCAAAUUAGAGAAGUACAGACAAACAGAAGAGAAGACUUGGGACAUGUACAGGAAAGAAGAAGUGAACUAGAUGAGGUUCUGACAGAACCCUGUCUACCUCAAUUUACAUUAAGCAAAGUUAUAGAAGGCAAGAAAGAGAAGCAAGGAGUAAUAAAACCCGGUAUUCCAUCCUCAUGGCACAGGGAAUCGUCAAAUGCAGAGAAAUUAAAAUACACACUGUCAGCUGUGAAUGAUAUCUCAAGUGAUUUGAAAAGAACAAAAUACAUGACACAGAAAGAAGAGGAUAAAGCAAAUAUUUUUGUGAGAGACCUAAUGCAUCCCAAGUGCUUAGCUCUGAAGGCAAAGAAAUCACCCCUUUUCCAUACACUCCAAGCAAAGAAACUGCAAGUGAACAUCAAAGAGCAAGUGAAAAGGGGGCAGGAAGGUAGAAGGGACACAGUCGUGCUUCUGAGCAAAAUUUUUCCUUUUGUCACUUCUUCAGUUCAUCUUAAAUUUGACACAACAACAGAAGAAGAAGGUGGUCCAGGAAUCAUAAGGAAUUAUGUGCCACCCCCUGAGCUCCAAGAUUCAUUGCCUUCAGUGCAGAUAGCAACUCCAAAGUCAACUGACAGCCACAGAAAGAAAGGAAAACAACAUCCACCACCGAAAGAAAAGGACAGAGUACAAACAGCAGCCAUGAGCAGCUCAGUGCGUGCCAGUGGCACAGAUUUCAAGGCAAAGACAUCAUCCCCUCCUCAUGUGUUCAGUGUUGCUGAGCACGGUGCUCUGAGUAGGAGAAAGGAACCAUGGCCGAGCAUUGAGGAGAGAGUAGAACAGGGGCAGGGAAGAACAGAAGACCUUGAUGUGGCUCCAACAAAAACUCCUCCUUCCUCGCCUUCUCCAUCUCACCAUAGAUUGGAUGCAGGAACCAAAGGAGACGAAGACUUGCCUGCAGUUGCAGGAUUCUCUCCUUCACCAUUUCAGCUCCCUGAGUCAUCAGGUGCAGGGAAAAUCAGAUAUGCAGAUUCCAGUCAAGGUAUUAGCUCAUGUAAUGGAAUAAUUAAAACAAAUGGACAUAUGCCAUAUAGAGAGACAAAGCUCAGAGUAAAAACAAAAGACAAGAAAGAUAGAAUAUACCCCAAAAUAAUAACUUUGGAAGCCCAUACGUCCCCACUUACACAUCUACUCAGUAGAAACAGACUACCUUUGAAUGUCAAAGAGCAAGGGAAGGAAGUGCAGGACAGCAAAGGUGAGCCAGAAAUGGUUCUGAGGGAAACUCGUGCCUCCUUACUUUCUCCAUCUUACCUGAAAUGGGACACUAGCAGGAAUGAAAAGGAAGACACAGAAAGAAUAACACAAUCCUGUUUUUUACCACUGAAGAUUUGUGAUCCAUUCAAUCCAAGCAAAAAAGCAGAUGCUAAGUCAUUUGAUGGUUAUUUGUUAAAAGACGAAGAUAGACUCAAAACAGGUAUUGAAGACAAAGUGCUCCCAAGUGAAAAAGCAGAUACUAGGUCAUGUGAUGGUUAUAUGUUAAAAGAGGAAGUUAGACUCAAAACAGAUACUCAAGACAAAGUGCUCCUGAUAUCAUUGCAUCAGAACGCAAAGGAAUUACCACUUUCACAUAUACGUGAUACCAAAGAACUGAAGUGGAAAAUUAAAGAGCAAAAGAGAAAGGUACAGAGAGACGACAGUGAACUAGUCACAAAACUGAAAAACAUCUAUACUUCUUUACUGGCUCUACCAUAUCUUAAAUCUGAUACAACAGAAGGAGAGGGGUACAUGAUAAUAAUUACAAAAUUGCCUCUCCCACUAGCACAGUCCAAGGAAUCAUCAGAAUAUGCUGAAACCAGUGAGGGACAACUUUCAAAAGAUGUAAAAAAAUUAAAAGAACACAUGCUACACAAAGAAGAGAAGGAGAGAGAGAAAUAUGUGGAUAUGAAUAGUACAGUGGACCACAAUAAUAUGGAUUUCAAAGCAAAGGAAUCACCUAUUUUACUUACAUACAAUCUAAGUGACCUUCAGUGGAAAACUAAAGGGCAAGAAGGGAAGGUUCAGGAAGAUAAACGGGAGCCGGGUGAUGCAAUACUGACUGAGACUUGCACUUCUAAAUCUUCUCCUCUUCGCCUUGACAAAAACACCAGCAUCAGAGAAGAGGGCAUGCCAAUGUUAUCAAGACCCUCUUUUCCCCCAGUAAACUUCCAGAAAUCAUCAGGUUCUGAGGACGUGGUACAUGCAGAGCCAAUGGCUAGUGAUACUAUCAUCAGUCCCCCAAAAGAAAAACAACAUUUGCCCCAGAACAAGGAAGAGGAUGGAGUAGAAAGAGGAAACCUCAUGUCCCCCAAACACCAUGAAAAGGAGAUGCAGGAAAGUAAAGAUGGACCAGGUAUGGUUCUGACCAAAUCUUCUACUUCAUCACCAUCUCUCCCUGCCCUCAAGUUGGAUAAAGAAGUACAAGUCAAUGAUGAAAUGCUAGCACUUAAAAGGUCUGUUUUGCCGAGAAUAUCAUAUGCAGGGGAAAUGGUACAUACAGAUUCAAUUAGUGGUGAUGUCACGAAAGAUGUUCAAAACCUGACCAAAUCAUCUACUUCAUCACCAUCUCUCCCUGCCCUCAAAUUGGAUAAAGAAGUACAAGUCAAUAAUGAAAUGCUAGCACUUAAAAGGUCUGUUUUGCUGCGAAUAUCGUACACAGGGGAAAUAGUACAUACACAUUCAAUCAGUGCUGAUACCAUGAAAGUUGGUCAAAACCUGACGAAAUGUUCUGCUUCAUCACCAUCUCUCCCUGCCCUCAGAACAGAUAAAGAAAUACAAGUCGACAAUGAAAUGCUAGCACUUAAAAGGUCUGUUUUGCUCAGAAUAUCAAAUGCAGGGCAAAUAGUACAUACAUAUUCAAUUAGUGGUGGUACCAUGAAAGAUGUUCAAAACGAGGAACAACCUAUGCCUGAGAAAGAAGAGAGGGAAAGAGAAAAAACGGUAGGUAGGAGAGGUGCGAUGCACACCAAAGAUAUAACUUGGAAGUCCAAGAAGUCACCUUCUUCAUAUAUGCUCCACAGAACAGAAUUACAUCUGAACAUUGGAGGGGUAGAGCAAAAGAAACAGGAAAGUCAAGGUAAACCACCCAGUACGGUGGUAAGAAACAUUUAUGUUUCCAAACCUCCAACUAAGCUGGAAUUGGAUAAAGGUACACAAGUAGAUGAAGGAAGGCUUGGAAUUAAAAAACCCUCUCUACUUCCACGAAUGCUUUCAGCAUUAUCAGAUGCAAAGAAGAGACCAGCUACGAAGGGAAUUGGUAGUGAUGUAAGAAAAAGAAAACAACAUAUGUCAGAGAAAGAAAAAAAGUAUGAUGUGAAAAAAGGAGAUAUGAGGCUCAGGACACAUCACAAAGAGGCAACGAUUUCACCAAUACCACAUGUCCUUAGUACAAAGGAAUUUGUGUUGAAUGUUAUUAAAGUGCCAGGGGAAAAAGUGCACAAAAGUAAAGAUGAACCAUGUACGGUUCUGACAAGAACUUUUCUUUCCAUCCCAUCAGCACCUCUUUAUCUAGAGUCAGGGAGCAAAAUAGACCAAGACGCACCAGGAAUCAUGGGAUCCUCUUGUCCACAGCAGAAUCUCCAGGAAUCAUCAGAUACCCAGAAAACAGCAAUUAGAGAGUCAGCUGCUGGUAAGAGUGAAAUUGUUAAAAAUGCAGAACACUCGGUGCCAGAAGAGGCCAUGCAACAGUGGACCUCAAACUUCGUGAUCAGUGUACAGCGAAGGAAAGAACCUCCACGAGUCAAAUCUGAAGGAGAUUUGAGUCGGUUACUUUUAAAUCCACAGCAUGAGGACUUUUAUUUCACAGGAUUUGAUACCAUUACAAGUGGGAAAAGGCUGGAAUGUUUCUUUUCAGGGCCAGAGGCUCAGCGAGAAAAAUACAAACCAGAAACUUUUACUAUGGUUCUUUCCUUCCCCAUGAUGGAUCUAACUAAAAUCGAAAAUCUGAAGAAAGAAACGGAAAUAAUGAAUAACUUAAACCAUAAAAUAAGUCCUCAGGUUUUAGUUUCACUUCCAAGGAAACUAUCCAAGGACACAUAUGCCACACUUGGCUCCCCUGUCAGUUCAGAAGGAUUUUCUGCUUCAGAGCAAGGUGCCUGCCAACAAGAAACUUCAUCAAAAGCAUCUCCAGGAUCUGCAGAGUCAUGUAAAUUUGACAGGCCAGAGGAAGACAGACGAAAUAAUGAAAAAAUAAGUGAAAUGUCUUCUCCCAAAGUGUUAGCACCACAGACAAAGGAAUCACUUGAGAAAAUGAAUAUCACAGAGUCAAAUGACCCCCAAAAUAUAGAAAAAGAAGUUGUCAUGAAAAAGCAAGUGUUGGUGCAGUCUGGGAGUGGACAGAAGACCAGGGUGGAUUCUAGCCUUUCUCUGAAGAUUCCACUUCAAAAUGUAAAGCAGAAGACACCACUGGAAAUAGAUAUGCACAAGCAAACUACAGUGUACCCCGGAAUACAAAUACUACCAGGAAUACACAUGGAUAUUACAGAGUUUGAUGCCCAAAGAGGGAACAGGGAGCAGACACUGCUUGUUCCAGAACAAGAGGAACACAGUCUAGAAUCACUUCAGAAGUCUAUUUCCUUCUGCUGGACUUUUGCACUUCAAUCUGGAGAUCUGGAGGAAAAAAAAGAAACUGACACAAGCUCUACUAGAAAUCUGGUGCAAAAAAGGUUACAAAUAAAAGAAGAGAUAUUAAAAAUAGACACAAAUAUAGCUGUCCAUCUGAAAGAGGACAAAAUAGAAAUGCACAAACACACCGUUGUUAAUCUGGAGAAGGAGACAAUAAAAGUGGACACAAGCAAUACAGUGAACCUGAACACUGCAUCUCUAAAGGCAGAGGAACCUCAAAUUAAGACUCAGGUAAUCACUCAUAUGGCAAACAGCUGCCUAAUCAAGCAAAAACAUAAAAAGGAACGAGAAGUGUCUGGUGCAAAACAAAACAUUCAGCUACAAAAAAUGUUUCAAAAACAUGUUCUAGAUUCAUUUUACGCCUAUAUUCCUCUUUCUCCCAAAUUUGGAGGCCAGAAAGGCAGAUUAACAAUAGCAGACUUGAAAAGAGAAUUGAGCCCCAAAUAUUUAAAUAUGAAAACCCCAAAGCAUCCAGUUCUACAGAUUAUAGGCAAUACGGGACAUGGUACUCCAAGCAAUCGAAAGAAAUUAGAGUAUAACUUUAACAAACCAAAGAAAAUAGCUUUGUGGAGAGAAGAUGCCUCAGGAAUAUUUGUCAGAAGUCUUUCUAUUUCCAUAAUGAGUCCGUCUCAGACUAAAGAAACAGUAAAAUCUGAGACAAACCUAGAAAGAGCAAAGAGAACCCGCCUUUCAAAAUUCCAGAAGUCACCAAACACUAGUGAAACUGUGAAGAGGGGCAGCUCAAGCACUGUAAAAGAAGGGGACCAGAAUUUUACAAAGACAGUUCCACAGGAUUCCCAGCCCUUCAUGGUGGAUGAACAACAAAUGCACAAACUUCCCAGUGUCAAAUCAGAAGCAAACCUUAGCAGUGAAAUAUAUAGAAAUUUAGCUCCACAAACAAAAGAAAGUGUUGUUCCAGGCGAUCAUAUCUCAAGGAUAGUAAAAGAACCUGACUUGCUUAUGAUCAAGAAAGAGAAGGCACCAAAAUGCAUUAAGACACGUACAGAGUGUCCAUUCAUGUCUGAAGAUCCGAAGGAAAAUGUGGAAAUUCACAAGAAAAGUACCCUAAAUAUGAAUAGUUUUCCUCCAUGGGUAGAAGAACCACAAGAUGAGACUCAACUAUUUGAUACCAUGGAGUGUGCCUCGCCACCCAAGCAUAAAUGUAUUCAUUCUGGUGUCAAAGUACCAAAACGAAAAAAUGGAGUUUUGUUACUUUUUGAGGAAAAAUCUCUUCAUCAAAUAGAUCUUGAUUUACAAUACAAAUACCUUCAUUUUCUCCUGGGCUCUCCAGUCAAAAGUAUGUUCCCUAAGCCAAAUGCACUUCCCAAACAUAUUCUUAAAUUACAGACAGUUGCAAUACAUAAAAAAGUAGACAAUAGUGGAGAAAGUGGUCAUCUUUCCAUCGAUACAAGACCAUUAGAAGAACAUAUCUCUUUCAAAAAGCAAAGUUUCCAUGAAAACUCAUUAGUCAGAAAUUUCUUGGAGCCCACCCAGGUGUGUGCCUCUGACCCUGAUCAACACAACACAGUGCGGAAAGAUACCAUGGCUCUUUCAAAGUUAAAAUCUCAUGUGACUCCAGAGAAAGAUAAACGAUGUCAUGUAUUGUUUCAAGAAAUAAAUACAUGUGAAUCUGUUGAUUUAAAGACUCUGGAAAAGACUCAGGAUUUAAUUGAUUCCCAUUCAAUUCAGAAUUUUGAAGAUUUUACUGAUAGUCAGACAAAUACUGAGAGUUCAGAUAACUUGCAGGAAUGCUCAGCUCUUGAUGUACAUGAGAGUGAAGAAUGUAUGUUUUUAGAUGCCAACUCUUAUUUAAGUUGGAAAUCACAGACUAGUCUGUUUGAAUUACAGAAAGACAUGCCUGUGGAAAAUCUCUACAAGAAGAACAAAAUCAAAACUGAUUUGAAACCACUUUACAGUGAAGAUUCAGGUUCCCAUCAUAUUAGAGGCUGUCAAAAACAUUCCUCAAUUGUGACGCCACCUUCUUAUGAAUCCCACAAAACCAGGAAACAUAGGUCAUCCUCCAAAAUGACACCACCUUCUUAUGAAUCUCACAAAAGCAGGAAACAUAGGUCAUCUUCCAAAAUGCGAUCUCCUGACUCGUGGUGUCACAGUUCCUUAAAUACUGUAGAGGUUUUCUCUGUAUCAUCUUCCGUUCUGUUCAGCGAAGAGAAGCUUUCGCAGACUACAAGAAGUGGAAAGCAUUAUCCUUUAGUCCCCUUAACAGAAUCAGAUAUUAAAUCACAAUUUGCAAAAAGCCAAGGCAAACCUCACAGGCAUUCAGAAAGCAAAGAACAAAAGAAGGCCAAAUUGGAUUUAUCUAGAAAGAACAACACUCCUUGGGAAUGUGAGGACAGUUAUACGCAGAGUAAAGAGAAACACACAAGAAAGGAGAAAGUACGGGAUUAUGAGUCAGAAAGAUCAGAUUAUUUCCCAAGCAAACAUAAGUCAGCAUCAAAACCUCCUCAAGAGGAUAUCAGCUUCCAUUCUGAAAGAACACAAAACCAGCCAUUUUUUUAUGCCUGUAUACCAUCAGACUCGCUGGAGAUUAUACCCCAAACCGUUCGCUGGACUAUUCCCCCCAACAUUUUAAGGAGGAAGAACUUCAGAAUUCCCCUGGUGGCCAAGAUUUCAAGUUCUUGCAACAUAUGGAGUUCAUCCAAAAAGCUGCUGGGGUCGCUGUUAGGGUCCUUCAGCCUCGUUCGUCAAAAAUGAUGUUACCAUAUCAAGAUUCAUCUCGAGGGGAAAGCUGGUCACUCUUGUGAUAUUCUUUGAAAAAUAAAAUCAUAUAAAGUCAAAUGGUUUCCUCAUGAAGUGUUUUCUAAACUGAUACCUUUUAUUUCUACAGCAGAUUUGCACAGUUCUGGGAGGGAUGGAUGGGAAAGCAGAUGAUUUCCAGUUUGGUCCAGCCGUGCGUGAGAUCUCCCCUCAGUUUGUGCUACCUCCUUAUAAUCCCCAGAGGAAAAGCCCGCAGAUGCCGAAGCCCCCUUCCCACCCUCCCCACGCCCCCCCACCCAUGACUGAAGGGUGAGUCGGAGGAGUUC
This is a messenger RNA of Physeter macrocephalus (sperm whale), 20302 nucleotides long. It is a transcript of the gene LRTM3, whose product is annotated as coiled-coil domain containing 168. The transcript has 6 exons. Lineage: Eukaryota; Metazoa; Chordata; Mammalia; Artiodactyla; Physeteridae. Bases 534 to 19973 code for a protein of 6479 amino acids. The record is from RefSeq and is a predicted model, not a curated record.